UAAGACCAAGCAAUUUGAGCAGCAGAAUAUCACGCCCGCAGAUGAAAUCCAAACCUCGCUCCCGAGUUCCGUAGCCGGACACGGAAUGGAAGCGCGAUUUAUUGAAAAGUUCAUUCAUCAACAGGGAUCGUAUCUGAUGGAACCUGGGCAAAGGCAGGCCGAGAUCAGCCGAUUGCCCUGGUUGGUAUGACAAUUCCCCCCACUACAACACGCAGAUCGAACCCGAGCGCACAGCACGGGUUGCAGUUGUGUGACAUAGGUACGUUGUUAUCUGAUGGAAUUUAUCGGCAGAUCAGAUAAUCACUUGCGUGCUCCCCCUCGCUGCCCUUCACCCCCAGCCCUCCCUCUCCUGGUCUAAUAAGGCACCCAGCCAAAAAGGUAUCGAAAAUCAACUAGAGAGAGAGGCCGGAAGAGAAUCGAGAAAAAAAAAAAAAGGAAAAAUGCCCGACGUCUUCUCCGUCCCAAUCUUCCUCGUCACCUUCCGCGAGGCCCUCGAGACAGUGAUCAUCGUCUCGGUCCUCCUCGCCUUCCUCAAGCAGACCCUCAACAACAACGACAACGACAGCGACAGGGCCCUGCACAAGCGGCUCGUGCGGCAGGUAUGGCUGGGCACCUUGCUCGGCCUGGUGGUGUGCCUGGUGAUCGCGGCGGCGCUGAUCGCCGUCUUCUACACGGCCGGCGCCAACAAGUGGGACGCCUCGGAGAUGCAGUUCGAGGGCGCCUUCUCGCUGGUCGCGUCGCUGAUCAUCAGCGUCGUGGGCGCCGCCCUGCUGCGCAUCGGUAAGAUGCAGGACAAGUGGCGCGCCAAGCUCGCCGGUGUCAUGGACAAGCAGCAGCAGCAGCAGCUUGACAAGACCGGUACUGGUACUGGUGCGACGGCGACGACGAUGACGAUGACGACCAGGUGGGGUGCGCUCAAGCGGUGGAUGGAGCGGUAUGCCAUGUUCGCGCUGCCGUUUGUGACCGUGCUGAGGGAGGGCAUCGAGGCGGUGGUGUUCAUUGCCGGCGUGACCUUCACGGCGCCGGCCACGGCGGUGCCGCUGCCGGUUGUGGUGGGCAUUGCCGCCGGGGCUGCCGUCGGGUAUUUGUUGUACAAGGGAGGAUCCACGUCCAAGUUGCAGCUCUUCCUGGUCAUCUCGACGUGUCUCCUGUACCUGGUUGCCGCCGGACUCUUCUCGCGCGCCGUGUGGUCGUUUGAGGCCAAGGACUGGCAAGACAUCGUGGGAAGUGACGCCGCCGAGCUGGGAGAGGGUCCCGGCUCGUAUGACGUCGACAGGUCGGUGUGGCAUGUCAAUUGCUGCAGUCCAAACUACAACGGCGGUGGCGGCUGGGGCUUCUUCAAUGCCAUCUUCGGGUGGCAGAACUCGGCCACCUACGGCUCGGUCAUCUCGUACAACGUGUACUGGAUUUGCGUGAUGGCUUCGUUCUUCGUCAUGAGAUACCGCGAGGUGAAGGGCCACUGGCCGUUGAUGAAAGCCAAGAGCGCUCCGCUUGCGGCCGACGCAGGAUCGGAGGAGGAGAGUAGUGAGAAGCCUGCGAGUCGAGGCGCGGGUGACAACAAAGCUGUCUCAAGAGACGAGGUAACUGUGCUGGGGGUUUAGCAUAGGGUACGCAAUGUGAUUGGGGCAAGCCAGGGAUACACGCCCUCUAGAUAGGGCUUGACCACGUCUCUUGAAUCUACUUAUGAGCAUCGCAUUCAUAAGCUAGUCUCACUGCACGGAACA
This is a messenger RNA of Chaetomium strumarium, 1724 nucleotides long. Its product is annotated as iron permease FTR1/Fip1/EfeU. Gene Ontology annotation, cellular component: plasma membrane; high-affinity iron permease complex. NCBI's taxonomy places the organism in Eukaryota, Fungi, Ascomycota, Sordariomycetes, Sordariales, Chaetomiaceae. The transcript is spliced from 3 exons. Gene Ontology annotation, molecular function: ferrous iron transmembrane transporter activity. The coding region runs from base 441 to 1601 and encodes 386 amino acids. Gene Ontology annotation, biological process: iron ion transmembrane transport. The record is from RefSeq and is a predicted model, not a curated record.